Molecule: messenger RNA, 591 nt
Organism: Panicum virgatum (switchgrass)
Lineage: Eukaryota; Viridiplantae; Streptophyta; Magnoliopsida; Poales; Poaceae
Product: pollen allergen Lol p 2-A-like
Exons: 1
Coding region: 55-408 (117 amino acids)
Cellular component (GO): extracellular region
Source: RefSeq, a predicted model, not a curated record
AGCUUCCAUCGUCCCUCUUUCGAUAAAGAAACAAGCCACAGCUCGCCACCAGCAAUGGCCUCCACCAGGUCCUCCAUCCUGCUCGCCGCGGCGGCGCUGGCGGCGCUGCUGGCCGUGGGCUCCUCGGCGCUCACCUUCAAGACCGGCCCGGGCUGCAGCGCCACCAAGCUGGUCCUCAUCCCCAGCGUGGCCAUCUCCGAGGUGGAGGUCAAGGAGAAGGGCGCCGACGACUUCACGGCGCUCAAGGAGGGGCCGACCGGCACCUGGACGCUCGAGGGCAAGGAGCCGCUCAAGGGCCCCUUCUCCAUCCGCUUCGCUGCCAAGUCCGGCGGCUACCGCGUCGUCGACGACGCCAUCCCCACCGACUUCAAGUCCGGCUCCGACUACAAGACCAGCCUCCAGGUCUAAGCGAUCGAUCGGACGCCGCCGAGCUCUCUGGCGCCGAAGAACGAAAAAUCAUAUGAUCCCCUAAAUAAUUUUUCAAGAGAGAGCAAUAGUCUGCGUGCCCUAUGAUGUAUUAUGCAUGCGUGUAUCAUCUGCAAUUCGAUUUAUUUCAAGUAUAAAUAAAAAAGGAUUGUCUGCCUCUGAUGA